Protopolystoma xenopodis is the source of this 318-nucleotide messenger RNA. The record is from the annotation of a GenBank genome assembly. NCBI's taxonomy places the organism in Eukaryota, Metazoa, Platyhelminthes, Monogenea, Polystomatidea, Polystomatidae.
AUGCCGCAACUAACCGAAAUUCCCUUAAUUGUAAAGGGAGCCAUUGGCAGUUGCUGCUCUCCAUCCAAUUCCUAUCCUCAUAGUGAAAAUAGCAUUGGAACAGUCAGUCCACCAAGCGAUCCCGUUGGUUCUCGAAGUACUUCAUCACUCGCAGCAGCAGGUUCUGAGAGUCAAUCUGUGGUUUGGCGAAUAUCAGCCAGUCCACUACACGAACAACUUAUCAGGCUGUAUACAUUGGCGUAUAUGCCCUCGGGAUUCUGGACUCGACUGAUGAUUCGCCUCCUUACCGAUACGACACUCGAAACUUUGGCACGGUAA